UGGAAGUUGGAGCGAAGGUGAUGAAGAUGAAAAAAUGGCGUACCGUAUAUACGCAGAUUGCUUUGAUUUGAUGUCUUUUGUUUUCUUCCUCAUUAGAUUACACUUUCUUUUUCUUCUCAUUCAGCUUCGGGAUUCCAAUUCCAAUCUCUCUCUUCUCUCUCUCUAGAUAACCAUUUGAUUUCCAUUCCUCAGAAUCGCAGCAGAAUUCUGAUUUCUGAGUGAGUUGCAGAGUUCAAUCACUCGAAAGCCCAUCUCUUAAUGCCAAGGAGAAGAAUCCGCUCAUUCAUCUCCAAGCUCGAUUGAUGGGUUACCUUUCUUGCCGAGCGGAAUCUGCAAUUUCGACUUCCAAUUCGUUAACCCCAUCGUCUUCUAGAAAUUCGUCCCACAGACGGGAGAAACCGAUUAAGAUCCAACAGUUCGAUUACAGUGAUCUCGAGGCCGCCACCAAUGGCUUCUCCGACCAGAAGCUUUUGGGGAAAGGCAGCCAUGGAUAUGUCUAUAAAGCCGUUCUCGGCGGCCGUCUUGUCGCGGUUAAGAAACCCUCUCGAGCCCUAGCUCCUACUCCUCGUCCUCGUCCUGCUUCGUUAUCGGCUUCCAUGGCUUACGAAGUCACCAACGAGGUCGAUAAUGAGAUCGAAAUUUUGUCCAAAAUUCAGAGCCCUAGAUUGGUCAAUCUCGUGGGUUUCACCAACGAUUCAAAGGAUAGGCUUCUGGUGGUGGAGUUUAUGAGCAAUGGUACGCUUUAUGAUGUGAUUCAUUCGGGUUCCAGACCUCUUUAUUGGGGUCGAAGGAUUCGAUUAGCUUUACAAACUGCUAAGGCCAUUGAAACUCUCCAUGCUUCAAACCCUCCUGUAAUUCAUAGAGAUAUCAAGUCUGCCAAUGUACUGAUUGACAGGAACUACAAUGCCAGAUUGGGGGAUUUUGGGCUGGCGAUUCAGGGCCAUGCUGAUGAUUACCGGCUCCGCUCGACGCCCCCGGCCGGCACGAUGGGGUACCUUGAUCCUUGUUAUGUGACCCCUGAUAAUUUAAGUACAAAAACUGAUGUGUUCAGCUUUGGGAUUUUGAUGUUGGAGAUUAUCAGUGGAAGGAAGGCUAUUGAUGUUGGAUAUUCCCCUCCUUCCAUUGUUGAUUGGGCUGUUCCUCUUAUAAAGAAAGGGAAGCUAAUGGCCAUUUAUGAUCCAAGAAUUGCUCCCCCUAAGGACCCCAUUGUUAGAAAGCAGUUGGCUGUGAUUGCUGCUAAGUGUGUGAGGUCUUGUAGAGAGAGGAGACCUUCCAUGAAAGAUGUGGUUGUUUGGCUUACUGGGUUGAGCAAACUGGUUCCUCUUCAUUCUUGGAAUAGCUUUAACAAUCCAUGUAUGAUGGUGGAGACCGUGGGACGGCCAGUCGAAAUGAGGAAUUCGCAACAGAAUUUGAGAAGUCAUGGUGUUGAAGAUGGGGAUUUGGAUGUAGGUGAUGCAAAAGUCUUGCAGCGAGAUAUCAAGAACUCGAGGAGAGUUUACUCUGAUUUGGGGUUCAGUAACAACUUGAUGGAUCUCAUGGCUUGCAUUGAGGAGGAGUCUGGCUUCCGGGAAGAGGCUAACCGUGUCGGGUCUCACUCGAGAUUCUCAAGCCGGUUCUUCAGUUCAAGAUUCGUUACUGGAAAGAAUCAUGAACUUGAGGGAAAAUGAAAACUUCUGAGUUAUGUUCUGAGGAGGUGACUUGUUUGCUCACUUGAAGCUUCAAUGAUCAGCCUGUUGAUGACACACACACAGUUCAAUUUUCAAAACUUUGGUUGAAUCAUCUAUGGCUUGUGAUCUUCUCUUUCUUGAAAGUUUCAAAUUGUAGGUAAUUUUUUGGCAGCUUGAUUUUCUUCUGAGUUCAAUCUAAUGAUCUCGAGCAUGGUUAAUUCUAGAUCAUGGGCACAUUGCUGAUGUUCCCCUUAUUUGUUAAUUCUGUUAUUUCUUGCUCAUUGUUCGUAUGUUAUUGUAAAUGGAAUCUUUAUGUAUGGUGAAGAUUCUUUCCAAUGGCAUUCAAGUUGUAUCACGGUUCAAAAGUUUCUGAUUGAAAGGAAGAAAGUUCAAAAAUUGCUCUGUUA
This is a messenger RNA of Momordica charantia (bitter melon), 2074 nucleotides long. Its product is annotated as Protein kinase superfamily protein. Gene Ontology annotation, biological process: protein phosphorylation. Gene Ontology annotation, molecular function: ATP binding; protein kinase activity. The record is from RefSeq and is a predicted model, not a curated record. NCBI's taxonomy places the organism in Eukaryota, Viridiplantae, Streptophyta, Magnoliopsida, Cucurbitales, Cucurbitaceae.